Molecule: messenger RNA, 603 nt
Organism: Drosophila biarmipes
Lineage: Eukaryota; Metazoa; Arthropoda; Insecta; Diptera; Drosophilidae
Exons: 1
Coding region: 102-533 (143 amino acids)
Source: RefSeq, a predicted model, not a curated record
AAAAUAAAUCUAUCUGGUUUAAGCUGAAUCUCUCACAACCUAACAGAUCGUAAGACUUUACAAAAAUACUUUCAAAAUUGAAAAGCCGAUACCAUUUUGCAAUGGCCCACAAUUUGAUCACUGAGCAAGACCAGGAGGACCUUUCCCCCAAAUCGGGAUUCUCCACCGGUUCGGUCAUCAAUGAGAUCAUCUCCAAGUCCCUGACAACCGAGGAUCUGCCUUCGGCCAAGCAGCCCUCAUCUCACAUCUCCUUUCGAACUCUGGCCAGAAUGGUUAUGAUUCUAAACGCAAACCUCAAGAAGGCAAAUAGGGCAGGGGAUGUGGACUACUGGCGCAAUCUCGCCGAGACCCUUGGGGAGUCCAAUGAGCGCUAUAAGCGGGUCAUCGACAUGCAGCGCAAGAGGAUCGACACCCUGGAGCAGGACCUGCGCAACCUGGUCAACCUGGCCCGCGAGACCCAGCUGUUGCUGGCCGAGAUCGGAGCCGAGAAGAGGGCCAGCCAGGAACUUGGUCACGGCGAGCACGCCGACUAGAUUUUACAUCAUUUCUACUUUCGAACUUCCUUUCAAAUCUUUCAUAAACCAUUGUUAAUUCCAGUUGUGA